Messenger RNA from Eurytemora carolleeae, 563 nucleotides. RefSeq names its product merozoite surface antigen 2, allelic form 2. Lineage: Eukaryota; Metazoa; Arthropoda; Copepoda; Calanoida; Temoridae. The record is from RefSeq and is a predicted model, not a curated record. The transcript has 5 exons. Bases 32 to 544 code for a protein of 170 amino acids.
UGUAAGGUUUCAAUAAAAACAAUGCAUUUAAAUGAAUUCAAUUGUAAAAAUUAACUUCCUGCUGACAGCAGGCAUAGUUUUAAUAUUUUACGCCAGAACUGAUGGAAUUGUUAUAAAACCUGUAAUAUCAGUGAGGGCUGGUGUCCGUUCUGCCGGAAAACCAACUGCCCAUAAACAAGGCGGAUCGGCACCGUCCGGAAAACGUGGCGGAAAGCCUGGAGGGAAAUCUGGCGGUAAACCUGGAGGAAAAUCUGGUGGGAAAUCUGGUGGAAAAUCUGGCGGAAAAUCUGGCGGAAAAGCAGCUGACCGUAAAAGAGGGUCUAAAUCUUCAUCAGGUCAGAAUGACCGUCAUCAAGAUCAGUGUAGGAGAAAUCCUCAACUAGCAGAAUGUCAGGAGUUAAGAAAUAAAACGCUGAGUAUGGAGAAAAUGGCAUCAAGUUCCAAUAUGGAAAGAAUGGCAACAAAUUCGGGUGCAGUGAAUAAAGCCGCCAUUAAUAUUGAUAAUUCUGUUUUCUUCUGGAUUAUUUUGAAAUGUUUACAAUAAACUCUAAAAUCUGAAAAAA